Molecule: messenger RNA, 492 nt
Organism: Acanthamoeba castellanii str. Neff
Lineage: Eukaryota; Discosea; Longamoebia; Acanthamoebidae
Product: core histone h2a/h2b/h3/h4 superfamily protein
Exons: 1
Coding region: 1-492 (163 amino acids)
Cellular component (GO): nucleosome
Molecular function (GO): structural constituent of chromatin; DNA binding; protein heterodimerization activity
Source: RefSeq, a predicted model, not a curated record
AUGUCGUCGACCCCCAAGAAGACCGGAGGCAAGGCCCCCGCCAAGAAGCCCGCCGACACCGUCGAGGGUGCCGAGAAGAAGACCACGGGCGGCAAGAAGACCGCCGCCACCAAGAAGGUGGGCGUCAAGAAGACCGCCGGCGAGGGCAAGAAGGGCACCAAGGGCGGCAAGGGCUCGAAGAAGAACUAUCAGUCCUACUCGACCUUCAUCUACAAGGUGCUCAAGCAGGUGCACCCCGACACGGGCAUCUCGAACAAGGCCAUGGCCAUCAUGAACUCGUUCGUCAACGACAUCUUCGAGAGGAUCGCCCUCGAGGCCGGCCGCCUGGCUCGCUACAACAAGAGGAACACGAUCUCGUCCCGCGAGAUCCAGACUGCCGUGCGCCUUCUGCUUCCCGGUGAGCUCGCCAAGCACGCCGUGUCGGAGGGUACCAAGGCCGUGACCAAGUACCAGUCGAGCCUCGGUUCCACCGCCGCCUCGCAGGACGAGUAA